AUGUGGUGGCCGUUCUCUUCACACUAUCCAGAGCAAUCCCUUCAAUUCCUACGACCACAGUACGAUUACAUUGUCGUGGGCGGAGGAAAUGCAGGAUGUGUCCUUGCUCGCCGUUUGAGCGAGGGCGGAAAGCAUACAGUCCUGGUCGUGGAACGAGGCGAUGCUCGUGAUUCCUUUUUAGACUCGACCCCACUGCUUGGAAUACAUCCAUUGGGUGGCCUGAAACACACUUCAGUCGUUGAGUCUGCUCCCAUUGCUACCCUCGGCGACCGCUCGGUUUCCCUUGCUUGCGGCUCGGGUUUGGGCGGUACCACCCGUAUCAACGGGGGCCAAUAUACCUGCGGUGUUCCAGCUGAAUUCAACAGUUGGAAUGAGCGAGGACGGAAAGGUUGGUCUUAUGAAGACCUAAAGCCUUAUUUCCGGAAGUCGGAGACUUGGAAUGGGCCGGUCCCUGAAGAGUACCAUGGCCUAGAUGGCAGGUGGCCUCUUAAUGUCAGAUCGUUCCAGGGCUACUUCUAUGGUAGCUCAGAGAGGGCAAUGGCGGCCGCCAAGAGUAUAGGUUUCUUAGACAUACUCGAUAUGCAUUCGCCCCUGGAGCCGAGUAUUGGUGUGAACAAGAUGCAAUUCACAAUUGACCCAUCGGGACGCCGCCAAUCAGCGUUCCGGGCGUACCUCCACGGAGACUUUGUGAAAGAACAUGAUAAUCUCCACGUAUGCACAAAAACAUCUGCUCGUAAAUUGGAGUUCUCGACCGCCGACGAUGGCAGCAUUCGUGCGGAGGGCGUGGAGUUGCACAGUUUAGACGGCCGUCAACGCCGCGUGGUCACAGCCCGGCGAGAGAUCAUCCUGUCCUGUGGGGCGCUGCACACGCCCCAGCUCUUACUGCUAAGUGGAAUAGGACCCCAAGAUCAUUUGCAUGAAAUGGGAAUCCGUGUCGUCAAAGACAUGCCGGGAGUGGGAGCACAUUUUCAAGACCAUGUUCUCGUGCCAACUGUUUACAAUUGUCCUCUUUCUGACUCGUUGUGGGCUAUGGUCAGACAACCCACAACUCUCAUCCGGGAGAUCUAUAGAUAUAUCAGAUACGGCACGGGGUGGUUCUUGUGCACGUUUGCUGAGAUGGAGAUCUUUGGCUUAUCAUCUCUUGUGGCGUCGGACGGUCGGGUGCCCCAACUUACCAACUCACAAUUAGACUCGUUCAACCCCAAGAACAUCUCAGACUUUGCGGUAUUCUGCUCACCGUUGGCCGACUCAGGGCGAUUGCGUUACGAAACCAAAGGACUUCUCGGUUUGAUGGCAUGUCUUAUGCAAUCGAAGUCAGUCGGCCGCGUGCGCCUCCGGUCUUCCGAUCCGACAGACGAGCCCAUAUUCGAUAUGCAGUACCUGACGCGCUCGGAAGACUACACUGCGCUCCGAGCAGCUCUGCGUGUGACGGUGGCGAUAGCUCGGGAGAUGCGUGCGGAAGGGUAUGAACUGGAUGAUAGCAUUGUUCCAGACGUCUCAAGCGAUGCGGCAUUGGACGAGUACAUUCACAAGCACGCUAGCACGAUGUUCCAUUACUCGAGCUCGUGUCGAAUGGCCCCGGAAGAUGACUCGGAACCUGGAGUCGUGGACGACGAACUCCGUGUACACGGAAUACCGAAUCUUCGCAUCGUAGAUGCAAGUAUUUUCCCUGAUGUGCCGGCAACUCACCCUUCAGCAUUGAUUUAUGCUAUAUCCGAGAAGUGUGCAGACUUAGUCAGGCAAUGCGCGUCCGCUAGCGGGUGA
This is a messenger RNA of Fibroporia radiculosa, 1764 nucleotides long. RefSeq lists its product as uncharacterized. The transcript has 8 exons. NCBI's taxonomy places the organism in Eukaryota, Fungi, Basidiomycota, Agaricomycetes, Polyporales, Fibroporiaceae. The coding region runs from base 1 to 1764 and encodes 587 amino acids. The record is from RefSeq and is a predicted model, not a curated record. Gene Ontology annotation, molecular function: flavin adenine dinucleotide binding; oxidoreductase activity, acting on CH-OH group of donors.